This is a messenger RNA of Actinia tenebrosa (Australian red waratah sea anemone), 1536 nucleotides long. RefSeq lists its product as uncharacterized. The record is from RefSeq and is a predicted model, not a curated record. Lineage: Eukaryota; Metazoa; Cnidaria; Anthozoa; Actiniaria; Actiniidae.
UUUUGAUCAUAAUUCUUUGCACUGACGUCAAUUUGAUAAAAUUCUCUCCACACGAGGCAAACUAGUCCAACAAUCAUAAAAUUCCAAUAACAGCGAUUUAAAGAAAUCUAUGUACAUCACCCAAGAAUACCCACCCCGUAAGCCCAUUUGAUGAAACAAUUUUUGUGUUGAUAAAUUCCUUCUGUUUUGUAAAUAAAGCUGGGACCAAAAAGUAUUAACGCAAGUAUUAACGCGCACGCAAGGCAACAACGGGAUUACAAGGAUGUCAAUCAAAUCACAGCUUAUCUUAACACAAGAAAUCCUUUCAGCUCUGACCCAUCUCUGCGCAGCAUCGCAACUGGAGUUGUUGCUGAUGACAAAGUGAACGCGGAUAAUGCUAAGGAUGUGGGUUGCAAAGUUCUUGCUUCCAUGGUUGAUAAGAACGUGCACGAGUUUUCGUUCUGUAAGAAAGACGAGGUUGUUACGCUUGCUUCAAAGACGGCUGUGACGUUUUCUGAUGGAACAGUGCAAGUUGAUCCACAGUUGUUAUUUCCAAGGCUCAGUGUCGUAGCUUCCAGUGGAAGAUUUGAGAACUCCCAGGAACUAUUUAGCUAUGAAAUGUGUAGCUUUCCUCCUGCUUUAUUUGGCAGACAAGUCAAAACUGGCUAAUGCAUUCUGGGGAAAAAACAAAAGAACAGCAAACCACUAAACCAUCGGGGAAAGUGUAUUAUGUUCUUGAUGGAGGUUCACUUCUGCAUCACUUGCCUUGGCCGCGUGGUAGUACUUAUGAGUCCGUCUUAGACCUCUCACUCCAGUUUGUGCGAUUCGGAAGUAUGGCAAGUCUACAGUUGUCUUUGACGUCUAUGAGGAUGGUCCUUCGACGAAAGACUGCACACAUCAGAGACGAAUGGGUUCUGGGUCAAAAACUGUUCAUUUUGAACUGGAUAUGGUUAUAUCAUCAAACAAGCAAGAAUUUUUGACUAACAAAGAUAACAAGAUAAAGUUUAUCGACCUUUUCGCAAACAGGCUACAAGUGGCUGGGUGUUCAGUCAAACACGCUACAGAAGAUGCUGAUCUUCUUAUUACACAGACAGCUGUUGAGUCCGCCAGUGAAAAAACGACAGCUCUGAUUAGUGAAGACACGGAUCUUCUCAUCUUACUCUACUAUCAUGCGGAUCUUGACGCACACGAUUUGUUCUUCAUGCCGGAACCAAAGAAGACAUCCAUUUCUCGAAAAAUUUGGAACAUCAAGAAAACAAAAUGUAUUUUGGGAACAAAUGCGUGUACAAACAUUUUGUUUCUACAUGCAAUAACCGGGUGUGACACAGCAUCACGCCAAUAUGGAAUAGGAAAAGCAGUUGCGCUAGUCAAGUCCAAGAAUGGAAAGGAAACUAAGAGCUACAGUAGUAGAUAUGAAUUGAGAGUUCUACGCCAGGUGGAUCGUGGUUCAGCCCUUGUAAUGACGGCGCUUCGGAGCAAACUGAGCAAGGGGCUCUUCCCCAGACCCUACUCCGAAGAGAGGUCGAUAUGGGGUUGAUGAGAGGUCGAUGUGAGGUC